Messenger RNA from Platichthys flesus (European flounder), 2747 nucleotides. Its product is annotated as cytotoxic granule associated RNA binding protein TIA1-like. The record is from RefSeq and is a predicted model, not a curated record. The transcript is spliced from 12 exons. Gene Ontology annotation, molecular function: mRNA binding. Lineage: Eukaryota; Metazoa; Chordata; Actinopteri; Pleuronectiformes; Pleuronectidae. The coding region runs from base 182 to 1339 and encodes 385 amino acids. Gene Ontology annotation, cellular component: cytosol.
GGCCCGGUCCCUCCGCCAUCUUUGUCGGCUCCCCCCAUUGUUCACUGAGGAGACAACAGCGGCGCUAAAUCAGUUCUACUGCGCAUUAAACUCACCGGACGGUGUCACAGGCCGCUGCCCGCGACAGUCGUGGAUUUACACUCAGGGUUGCGACUUGUUCUCGGCCAGCAAGUGUGACAGAAUGGACGAUGACCAGCCCAAGACCCUGUAUGUGGGGAAUCUGUCCCGGGACGUGACAGAGGCCCUCAUCUUGGAGUUGUUUGGCCAAAUUGGACCCUGCAAGAGCUGUAAAAUGAUUGUAGAUACGGCAGGUCAUGAUCCGUACUGCUUUGUGGAGUUCUAUGAGCAUAGACAUGCCACUGCCACAAUUGCAGCAAUGAAUGGUCGGAAAAUACUGGGUAAGGAGGUCAAGGUCAACUGGGCCACAACACCAACAAGUCAAAAGAAAGACACAAGCAGUCACUUCCAUGUCUUUGUUGGGGAUCUUAGUCCUGAAAUUACCACAGAUGACAUAAAAGCAGCUUUUGCUCCUUUUGGGAAAAUAUCGGAUUGUCGAGUGGUGAAAGACAUGGCCACAGGUAAAUCUAAAGGCUAUGGCUUUGUGUCCUUCUUCAACAAAUGGGAUGCAGAGAAUGCCAUACAGCAGAUGGGAGGUCAGUGGCUGGGAGGCCGGCAGAUCAGGACCAACUGGGCCACAAGGAAGCCUGCUCCUAAAACUCCAAAUGAAACAACCAGUACCAAGCAGCUAUCCUUUGAUGAGGUGGUGAGCCAGUCCAGCCCCAGCAACUGCACCGUCUACUGUGGAGGAGUCACCACAGGCCUCACGGAGCAAAUUAUGAGACAGACCUUCUCACCCUUCGGCCAAAUAAUGGAAAUCCGUGUUUUCCCAGACAAAGGCUACUCAUUUGUUAGGUUCAACUCCCAUGAAGCAGCAGCUCAUGCCAUUGUCUCGGUCAAUGGCACGUCCAUAGAGGGCUAUGUUGUUAAGUGUUACUGGGGCAAAGAAACAACAGACAUGGUUAGCCCCAUUCAGCAGGUUCAUAUGCCACAGCAGAACACGGUGAGCUUUGCGGCGCAGCCCUACAGCCAGUGGGGUCAGUGGUACAGUAACACGCAGCAGAUUGGUCAAUAUGUGCCCAAUGGAUGGCAGGUGCCGAGCUACGGAGUUUAUGGACAGACCUGGGAUCAGCAGGGCUACAAUCAUUUACAUGCUGGUGCCGGAUGGACAGGAGUGGGCGCCGUGAGCAACGGCAGCAUGGUAGAGCCGGGACAGGGAGUCAACGGAACGAUGCUAACCAACCAGGCCGGCAUGAGCGCUGCUGGCUACCACACCCACUGAUCACAGUAGUCCCCUCUCUAAGCCUCUGAGGUCACAAAGGAUGAUACUCUGCUGGGGAAGAAGUGCAUUAGAUGUGCUCUCUCUGUUACCACAAGAAAUUAUUCUCCGUUAGGCAGGCUGGUGCGCCAUUUUAUCAGCCUUACAGCUCAUAACCUCACCCACUGCCCAAAUCUGCAAGUGUAAUCAAAUCUCUCCACUCCAGAACACACACAGCUAAUGCAAAUGCACUGUGCAUUCCUGGGCCCAUUUUAUGAUUUGGUGCGUUUUCAUAAUGACUGCAGAUUAGCGGCCAAAUGAAAAUGAUAAAUUAUGAAGAUAUUUCUGUCACAGUUCAGUUUAAAUAGUCUUUAGUCAAACAGCAGGUUUUGUUUGUUUCAGCCCCUCAGAGCCAAAGAGCAAGGGCAGAUUUUAUACCAGUGUUUAACAAUCAUACAGGGAGGAGAGUCGAGAAACUUUGCCACAGAAAAUACUCAAAUAGUCCAUUAUAAUGCAACGCAACCACAAGAUGAGUGUCGACUAAGGGGUGUUUGUUGUUAUUUUUUGCUCGAUUGGAACAUCUCGCUCCCACUGUUCUGUCUGGUCUGUCCACCCGUUACUGACAUGAAACAUGAAGCCAAGCAAGUUCUCAGGGUGUUGUUAAGUCAUUCUGUGAAAUGUAGGGAAUCACUGAGUAGAUAAAGGCCGGUUGAGGGAAAGCGGAUACCACCAAAACAAAGAAAGACGAGUCACAUUUUCAGCACUCCUUCACUUCAUCUCCCGAAUGGACUGAACAGGCUGAGCGUCCGGUCUGAGGAUACGAAACGUGUGUGUGCUUACGUGUGUGUGCAUGAACUGAUGCUUUUACACACAAGACAACGUCCAGUUCUUCUCUCCCCUGAGACAAAAAAGGACUACGCCUCCUUUUUUUGCUCCAGAUAUAAUUGAAAAAUGUGUCAUUUUCUUCCCGUUUUUUUUUCUUUUGAGCAACUUUAAAAACGAUGACAUUGUAUAAAGAGCUUUUGCCUUUUUUGUUGUUUCAUUUCAGGACUGUCUUAUAAAGAAUCGUUGCAGUGACACCAUGUGACAUGUGAAACCUUUAUGUUUGUUUAUAAAACACAAAGUGGCUGUCAACUGUCAACCUUAUUUUUUAAAAUUAGAUUUUCAAUAUCUAAAAUAAAACCAAUUGCAGGGACUACUGCCACUCUUACCUUACUUUAGGCAGACAACUAUUGCACAAAUUCUUAAGGUUAUCUUUUCGCAAAAUUUGAAAUACUAGUUUUUUUUUUAUGUUUUUGCAUUCCACCUUCUUUUGUAAUUUCAUUUGGAAGUCUGUUUUUAUGUAAAUAACCAAACAGUCUGUUCAACUGUACUGAAUCUGUAUAAAGACAACAUGUUAAUAAAGGAAGCGUGCUUGCUUCUGGUUGGGGAA